AGAAAAAAAGAAAAAAAGAAAAAUCAAAUUUCAAUGUCAUUAUCACUUGUUCGUUAUCUCUCAAGAAUGCGUAUAAAAUGGAAAGAAAAAGAAAGAAAAAGAAAUGUAUACGAUAUUAACGUUAAUCGAUCGAUAAUAUCUUGAAUACAUACAAACAAUCCAAAUUUAUACACACACACACACACACACACACACACACACACACAUGUACAUAUUGGAUUCCAAUCCAAAUUGUAUGAUUAAUCGGACAGUGACAGUAUCGACAAAAUUGAUUGAAUCGAAAGGGAAUUUUUGCAAGCAAAACUCUACAGGAAAAAGUAUCCGAUGUCCUUGCCCGUGAAAAAGAUCAACUCGGUUGAUUACUCUGAAGGUGGUGAACAAGUUGUGGUACUCUUGCUACGCAAAAUGAGGUCAUUUCAAAGACGUUGAUCUUCGUACGAGACCCGUUUGUCCUGGAAAGGUGAAAUACGAUCGAAAGGAGCUCGUAGGAGGAGCAAAAGAAAGAAACGAACGAAGGAAGGGAGAGUACAAGGGUGGGACAAUCUGAGAGAUCAGGUCGUUGUUCAAAGUACGAUCGCGAGAUCUUACUCGAAUCUACGAUUUCGAAUGAUCUAUCGAAUUCCCCACGCUCUCGUGAUCAGCUGCACGUGGUAUCCCACUACUUAGCUAGCCGGAAAUCGAAGUUGUCUCAGCUUUUACAUUUUGGCCUCAUUUGACGUGUUAACCUCACUCCACGAACGUCUUCCACCUCUCCUAAGGGGUUUCGACCAUCACUUCUCUUCCCCUUCUUCUUUCACGAUUACCUUCCGUGGACCCACGACCAAGGUUAUAAAGUACACCGGUCACUUCAACGCGAGGCGCUGCCACAUUGCCGAUCGACGUCGUCUUCAAUAUCGCUGUCCUCAUCAUCGGCACAGCCCUGCUAUACGAAAACGACGAUUCCUCGGCAGGAUUUUGGCAAAGUCAGCGGUCUUCCUACUUCGUACUUUUUCUUCUUCUUCUUCUUCUUCUUCUACUUCUUCUUCUUCUUCUUCUUCUUCUUUUACUGCUAUUGCUACUUCUCGCUAUUUCUUCUUCUUCCUGUUUUUCUUCUUCUUCUUCAAACAUUUUUUCUUUUUGUUCUUCUUCAACUAUUUCUUCAUUGAGAAGAGUGAUUUCAACGUUCGGUUUCAUGCGAGGCUCUUGACAUUGUGUUACCAUUUCAAGAGAGGAUACAAAUUGAUAUACAUACACAUAUAUAUAUGUAAAUAUAUACUGUAUAGUAUUAAAAGUAAGAUCUCUUGAGAUUUCAAUUUGGUGGCUAGAAAGUCAGCAAGUAUCGUGCUUGAAGAUUGGCUUCAUUUUAUCGGGGAGAAUUGAUUCUGCAAGCCGAGACAAUGGCGAGCUUUAUUAAUUCAACGACGACACUUAUCAAUGACGUCUACGAUUAUUAUCUCUGGACUCUCUCUUUAGCAGACGAAAGAACGAGAGGAUGGCUGCUAGUCGAUUCACCAAAACCAACUUUAAUAUACACGAUGCUGUACCUCAUGAUCGUUUGGGCUGGACCAAAGAUCAUGAAAAAACGAAAAGCUUUUAAGCUUACUUGGGCUCUCGUACCAUACAAUCUUGCCAUGGCUUGUCUCAAUGCUUAUAUUGCCAUUCAACUUCUCGUUGCUUCUACAAGGUUACGAUAUAGCUACGUUUGUCAACCAAUUAGACACAUAACACGUCCAGAUGAAAUGCAGAUCGCACACGCGGUAUGGUGGUACUACUUUAGCAAGCUCUUAGAAUUUUGUGACACAUUCUUCUUUAUUUUACGUAAGAAGGACAAUCAGUUGAGCUUCCUGCACGUCUAUCAUCACUCGACGAUGUUUUCCCUUUGGUGGAUCGGUAUCAAAUGGGUUCCAAGUGGAUCCACUUUCUUACCAGCUAUGGUAAACAGUUUCAUCCACGUGUUGAUGUAUUCGUAUUAUGGGUUAGCUGCUUUGGGUCCCUCGGUUUCCAAAUAUCUUUGGUGGAAGAAAUACUUGACGAUUCUCCAAUUAAUCCAAUUUACAACGGCUCUGAUUCUUGGCAUUAAUGGUAUUCGAUCAGGCUGCGAUUUCCCUCUUUGGAUGCAGUAUGCACUCGUCAUUUAUAUGAUAUCAUUCAUUGUUCUAUUUGGAAACUUUUAUGCUAAGGCCUAUAUCGCCAAGGGUAAACAAGCGUACGCGGAGAGACAGUUGGAGAGGCUGAAGACAAAGAAAUCGAAGAUGGUUGAAAACGAGAAGAAAUCCGAAGGAGUAGUCAGUAACGGAAUACUUACAAAUGGACACGUUAAUGGAUAUGCAAAUGGCGUUACGAAAAGGAAGGCUUAGCUCGAGUGAUCUUUGAGGAUCUUCGAGGAUCUUUUUUCUUAAAAAAAAGGAAUCACUCGAACUGUUUCAUAGAAUUUAAUGGAGGAAGAGACAUCUUGAGAGCCAAAGAGAGCCAUUUAGAACGAAGAAAAAGAAAAGAAAAAGUAUAUAUAAAUUAAAAAGAAAAGGAAAAAAAGAAAAGAAAAAAGGAUAGAGAGGACGAUUCUUCGUAUUCUUAAUUUUUUUUUUUUUUUUAUUCAUAUUCAUCAUCAUCGUCAUCGUCAUCGUCAUCGUCAUCGUCAUCGUCAUCGUUAUCAUCAUCGUCAUCAUAAUCAUCGUCAAGAUCAUCGUAUCGUUCAAAAAAAGCAUCGAACUCGGCUACUCUUCUUCCUCUUCAAUUUUUCGAUCGAUCGAUCCCGUCUCGUGUUCUCCAAGUUACCGGCCUGCGGCUUUUCUUCUCCGCGAUCGGCAAACUCAUUCUUCUAAUCGUCGAUCCGAAGGAAUUGUACAUAUAAUAUUAGUAUAUUACAUAUAUAAAUAAAUAAAUAUAUAUAUAUACAUACAUAUAUAUAUAUAUAUAUAUAUGUAUA
This is a messenger RNA of Vespula vulgaris, 2905 nucleotides long. RefSeq names its product elongation of very long chain fatty acids protein 4-like. The transcript has 6 exons. Gene Ontology annotation, biological process: very long-chain fatty acid biosynthetic process; sphingolipid biosynthetic process; fatty acid elongation, saturated fatty acid. Gene Ontology annotation, cellular component: endoplasmic reticulum membrane. The record is from RefSeq and is a predicted model, not a curated record. Bases 1377 to 2336 code for a protein of 319 amino acids. Gene Ontology annotation, molecular function: fatty acid elongase activity. Lineage: Eukaryota; Metazoa; Arthropoda; Insecta; Hymenoptera; Vespidae.